Seriola dumerili (greater amberjack) is the source of this 3618-nucleotide messenger RNA. RefSeq names its product solute carrier family 35 member F5 (gene slc35f5). The transcript has 16 exons. The record is from RefSeq and is a predicted model, not a curated record. The coding region runs from base 243 to 1688 and encodes 481 amino acids. Gene Ontology annotation, biological process: regulation of peptide transport. Gene Ontology annotation, cellular component: membrane. Lineage: Eukaryota; Metazoa; Chordata; Actinopteri; Carangiformes; Carangidae.
UAAUGUUUACAACCACUGGGCUGUCAAUAAUUUUAUCGUAAAAACGGAUUGAUUUUGUUGAUACUUCCACAGAGCAUGAAAAGACAAGUGGAUAAUAGCGAGAACUAAAUGACCCCUUCUCGCAUUCAGGUUUUUGUUAAUUUUGAAUUCCCCUGUUUGGUUCUGACUGACUCUGAGCUGGGAGCUGGAGAGACCACAGACAUAACAUUUCAGACAGAAGUUUGUUGGUAAACAGUGUCCAGAUGGAAUGGGCGUUCAUCAUGAAUCGAAUGAGCUCUCAGGGUAGCUCUGCAGCCCAGCGCAGGCGGAUGGCGCUGGGGGUGGUGAUACUCCUGCUGGUGGAUGUCAUCUGGGUAGCCUCCUCUGAGCUAACCUCAUACAUCUUCAAGCGACAGGAGUACAACAAACCCUUCUUCAGCACGUUCACCAAGACCUCCAUGUUUGUGCUGUAUUUGCUGGGUUUCCUGCUGUGGCGGCCCUGGAGGCAGCAGUGCACUGGCACUCUGAAAUGUCGCCACUCUGCGUUUUGCCGAGGGCCUAACAUUGCACCCUGCACCACUGACACCACUGGGAACAACUGUUUGAGUGAACCUCUGUAUGUGCCAGUCAAGUUCCAGGACGUACCCGCUGAACACUCAAAUUGUUUAAUUGGAGACUGUGAAUCUUCAGCUUCCAAAAAGCACCGGGUGCGUUUCAGUAACAUCAUGGAGGUGCGUCAGCUGCCCUCCACUCAGGCUCUGGAGGCCAAGCUGUCCCGCAUGUCCUACCCAGCCGCCAAGGACCAAGAAGCCAUGCUCCGCACAGUGGGCAAGCUAACCAUCACUGAUGUGGCCAAAAUCAGCUUCUUCUUCUGCUUUGUGUGGUUCCUGGCCAACCUGUCCUACCAGGAGGCGCUGUCCGAUGUGCAGGUUGCAAUCGUCAACAUCCUGUCGUCCACCUCAGGCCUGUUCACGCUCAUCCUAGCAGCCAUAUUUCCCAGCAACAGCAGCGACCGCUUCACCUUGUCAAAACUGCUAGCUGUGGCUCUGAGCAUGGGAGGUGUGGCCCUUGUGAGUUUCUCCAGCAUGGACAACCCUGAUGGGAAGGGUGUCAUAGGUUCUCUGUGGUCGCUGGCGGGGGCGAUACUUUACGCUGUCUACAUAGUAAUGAUCAAGAGACGAGUGGACCGGGAGGAUAAGCUUGACAUUCCCAUGUUCUUUGGGUUUGUGGGUCUGUUCAACCUGCUGCUGCUGUGGCCUGGCUUCCUCCUGCUCCACUACACGGGCUUCGAGGCCUUUGAACUUCCCAGCCAGCUGGUGUGGACGUACAUCCUCAUCAACGGCCUCAUCGGAACGGUUCUCUCGGAGUUCCUCUGGCUCUGGGGCUGUUUCCUCACAUCAUCACUGAUCGGUACUCUGGCACUGAGCCUCACCAUCCCGCUGUCUAUUAUGGCAGAUAUUUGUAUGCAGAAGGUACGUUUCUCGUGGCUGUUUUUUGCCGGGGCAGUCCCUGUCUUCCUCUCCUUCUUCAUCGCCACGCUCUUAUGCCACUAUAACAACUGGGACCCCGUCCUGGUGGGGCUGAGGAGAGUGUACGCCUUCAUCUGCAGGAAACAUCGCAUUCAGAGACUGCCGGAAGACAGCGAGCAGUGUGAAAGCCUUAUUCCCCUACACACAGUGUCCCACAGCGAGGGAAGCUUCUGUUCGUGAUCCAGCAGUAAAACACAGAGUGGCGAUUGUGGAUCUCGCUGAGCGGGACAUUCUGGAAGCUUUCAGAGACAUUGAACUACCCCAGUGCCUCCUAUUAUAACUAUUUAUUUUCUACAGUUUUGAGAUGACCCAGCCAUUUCUACAAGCUCAUUUUUGUUUUCACAUGUCAGUCGUCACAGACUGAGGUACUCAUGUCACUUUUUUUUUUUUUUUUUUUUACAUUAUCAGUAAUUACUAUGGUGUCAUGUGACCAAAUGAAACGGUACAUGUUGGACUUGAACAUAACACUAACAGAGGUGGAGUGGCUGCAUGUGUGUCUUUUGGAAAAUCUCAAUCAGUGGAAAAGAGUUCCCAUCACUAUUUUAUGAAGGAUGAUGAUUUGUACUGGCUAUUUCAUAUAUGGCCAUUUGCACACUUACAGAGCAAACCUAGUCUUUUCUGAUGGUGUUAGUAUCACCAAGGCAGCAUUAUGGGGAAGCACCUCCUUGAAUUAUAUCCUUGAACUGCAGCGCUCUCUCUUUUUUGGAGAGUCAGCUUCACUGUCAUGGAUUUUUUUUAGCUGCUAUCUGAGAUUCCUGCUUCUCAAAUCAGCGAUAUGAUUAAUCAGUGUAUAUGGCCAAUGAUCAGAUAGAAUUAGAAAUGCAGCUCAGUGAUGAAUUCAUGUUGCCCAGCCUCAGCAGCCCGGGUAAUGACAGAACACUUCAGAGCGACCUCUAAAUGCGUUGCAUGAUACCUUCCACCUCCUCCAGACCUUCAGGUGAUAUUAACACUGUCAUGAGAGCAUCUUUGCAAAAGAAAAUCUCUAUGUCUUGUUUUUAUUUUCUUCUGUUGAGGAAAACUUUUAUUAGUCUGAUGCUGGAAGAAGAAAAUUGAAGCCGCACUACAUCCUACAGACCAACAACCUUCUCGUUUGCCCUUGUUCCCCUGACAGUGCUGGAUACCUGAAGACAAACUGUGACAGAGACACAAACCUUCGCUAUAAGCUACAAAAAAAACAAAAAAACAAAACAAAAAAAAAACGUCUCGCUGCAAUAACGGUCGUCUGCUUGAACGAGCAGCUUCCCUCUCCGAUGGGUGUAAAUACUGUACACAGUGAAACAUUAGCAGAGUAUUGAUGUUUGUUUGUGAACCUCAGACGAACACUACAGAUUUAUCUUCUGAGAUGACGUAUCGGUUUAUAUUUGAUGUAUUAUUUAAAUGAUUACUGCCGGAGGAAGAGUUUGCAUCACAGUUGCAACGGAGAUUAUAUCACGGCAGUCGGACUGUUGUACGUGGUCCGUUAAUUUACUGCUUGUGAUUUCAUGUGAUGAGACGAAGCGUUUCUUUUAGCAGCCUCAGUGUGUGUCAUGUGACCGAGGGUGUGUACAUCGCAGUUGAAGGUGAGAUGUAAAUGCUGGUCCACUCAUCCCGUUAAAUGCCAGACGUGUGCACAUCUUUAUGGAGUGUUUUUAUUGCACUCGUCAUUGACUGGACGUAUCAAGUGCAGGAGGAAAUAAGCAGCUGGCGAGGGUCAAUUAAUGGGUCGAGCAGUUGUAAGUGACAGAUGGAAGCUGGAUUCAUUGUAGCACUUACUGUAUUUUUGCCACCCUCUGUCAUGACUGCACGUGUGAAAGGGUUUUUUUUCUUUUUACAGGUCAUGAUAUUUCUAAUGUUGGCUGCAUAGAAAGUUAUCUCUUCAUCUUUUAUCAGUGGUGCUUGUGGAAUCAUGUUAUUUUAAUUUCUUUCUCAGGUUCUUUGUCUUGUUUUUAUUAUCUGAGCAAUUUCUUUGUCUUUUAAGUGUCAUUAAUGAAGAUGUUAUAAGAUGUAAAUGAAGGCCCAGAGAGAGGCUGUGAUAGCAGCGUCCCUUUUAUCAGCCGAAGCUCUUGAAUAAUCCUGUUGUUUUGCAAGACUUUUCAUACUUACACUGCACUAUUAAAACAUAUUGUUUUAA